UCAUCUCAAGCAUCAAGGAGCUACUGCUGCUGCAUGCGGAGAGGAUAAAAUCUUGAAGUUGAUUGUCCUUCCGCUGUGCCGGGCUUAAGAUGUAAGUGGAUGGAAUGCUGGAGCUCAUUUCAAAUUGGGACGUGUAUCGAAGUGGUUUGACUGGCGCGAAAAAAAGUGGACCCGAGUGCUACAAAGUAUGGGUUCUCUCGUUUUGAAGUUAUUGCUUAUUUCGGUGGUGUUUUGUGAUCAUGGCGAAGCAAUGGCACAAUUCGCCCCACAAACGGAUUUAUCGCUAUGGAAAUCUAUUGGACCAGAAGCCCUGUUGGAACGGUUGGAUAAGCUGCUGGAUGUGUGCAUCGAAAAUUAUGAAGAUCUAACAACGGAUCUGCUGCUUGGCGUUGCAAUUGCCAAUGGUCAAAUGAAAUCCAUUCUAGCUGACGCCCGUUAUGAGAACCAAUCACUCGUUGAAACGCUGAAGAAGAAAUGCGACUAUGUGGAAAGCCGCAUCAACAGCAUUUUCUCUUUUCCGAGCUCCGCAAAUGCUAUCGUUAGUAAACUACUGAUAAAUUCGAAUUUUUGGAAAACGAACGAUGAUUCUGGGUAUGAUAUUCUUCCACAAUCGUUACUGCCCUCGGGUGGUUCAGAAGAGGCCCGAUCUACGCGAAGGCCGUCUCAUAGUGGCCGUCAUACUUUGCACAGCUAUCUGCGUGCACUGCAACUCGGUGCACCCAACGAACUGCAAUCAGACGAAUGCUUAUCAGAGCUACUCGUAAAUGAGUCGGAAAAUGAGUUCGACACGGCUGUACCAGAUGGCGAAUUGCUGCAUCCCAAGCCGUUGCUGUUGAGUCGCGAAUGUAGCAAUGCAAUGUCCCUUCGCAGGAAAUCCUAUGGUUAUCAUCUCACGCACAAACUACUUUUCUACCUGAUCCUUGGCAAGCAACAGUUCAGCAAUAUCCAACAGGAGUUCUUCACGACCGCUAAGGACAAGCUCUGCGAACAGAUUCUACGCGAGUCACAACUGAUCGCGGAUUUGGCAUAUCCGGAGAUCUUCCGAGAUUUGUUCAUGGAGCAGGUGUUCCUUUGCGCUUACGUGGGAUAUGCCGAGUUUAGGAAUCAAUCGUGGCUCAGCGAAAUCGUGAGCUGGCAAAACGAUGCCGGAUGUUUCAAGUACCGUCAGGAUGCGGAUCGAGAGGGUGCCAAUGCGCUUACAACGGAAUGUUCGACCCACAUGACAGGUGUGGGAGCAGCGGUGCUGGGGUUGUUUGCUAGGUUGCAGUUGAUAGGAUAAGCUUGGAUUUUGAUAUUGUGUGCCAAAUCAUGGUUAUAGAUUAUGCAGUAAAUAUGUAUGUGCAGAUGUUGAAUAAAGCUGCUUCCAUUAUUAU
Messenger RNA from Aedes aegypti (yellow fever mosquito), 1373 nucleotides. RefSeq lists its product as uncharacterized. Gene Ontology annotation, cellular component: cytosol; membrane. The transcript is spliced from 5 exons. The coding region runs from base 188 to 1279 and encodes 363 amino acids. Lineage: Eukaryota; Metazoa; Arthropoda; Insecta; Diptera; Culicidae. The record is from RefSeq and is a predicted model, not a curated record.